AUGUCUCUGGCAAGGUUGAGGUAUGCUCUCUCCCUCACUCUUUUCAAGUUUCUCUCUUUUCCUCUUUCUUACCCUGCAAAGCUUCACACCCACUCUUCACCUCCAUUUAUUCGCAAUGUUAAUGAUGCUGUUGCCUCAUUCAAUCGCAUGCUCAAUAUGCGUCUUUCCCCAUCCAUCGUUGAAUUUAACAAGAUUCUGGCGUCCCUAUCUAAGACUAAGCAUUUCCACAUUGCCAUUGCCCUUUUUCAACAAUUGGGAUCCAAGGGAAUUGAGCCAACCAUUCCAAAUACCAUAACCUUUAACACUUUCAUGAAUGGUCUCUGUCUUAUUAAUAAUGUGAGAAAAGCACUGCAUCUGCAUGACAAGACAAUAGCACAAGGAUUUCAGAUGGACCAACCUGCUGAUAUAAUUACCUACAAUUCCUUAAUACAUGCAUUAUUCAAAAACCAUCACGUAGAUUGGGCAAUUGCAUUAUUAAAUAAAGUUAUAGACAAGGGCAUUCAUCCAAAUGCAUACACAAACACGAUACUUAUUGAUGGAUUAUGCAAAAGUGGAAGACUUAAGGAUGCAAUAGAUACUUUUGAGGAUCUUUUAGUUAAAGGCUAUCAUCUUAAUGUUCGUUCAUAUAAUGUUGUGAUUAGUGGACUUUGUAGGGAGGGCUUACUUGAUGAAGCGUUGGCCUUGAAGUCAAGAAUGGAAGACAGUGGUUACUCUCCUGACGACGCUGUAACUUUUGAAAUAAUUAUUCGUGCUCUCUUUGAAAAGCAUGAGCAUGGUAAGGCAGAGAAACUUCUACUUGACAUGGUUGCUAGAGGCCUCUUGCAAGAGUAA
Messenger RNA from Abrus precatorius (Indian licorice), 831 nucleotides. Its product is annotated as putative pentatricopeptide repeat-containing protein At3g16710, mitochondrial. The record is from RefSeq and is a predicted model, not a curated record. The coding region runs from base 1 to 831 and encodes 276 amino acids. The transcript is spliced from 2 exons. Gene Ontology annotation, molecular function: protein binding. NCBI's taxonomy places the organism in Eukaryota, Viridiplantae, Streptophyta, Magnoliopsida, Fabales, Fabaceae.